UUUUGACGGCAUAAGAUGCAGAGAUGUCUGCAGUUUAACGGUUUUCCUGUCAAUUUUCAGUUCACGCUCGUAUGCACACGAAUGCUUUCAUAGGACUGUGCGGACUAAAAAGGGCGCACGCAUAAACACAUAUACUGAUAAAUAAUUAGAUACUAUCAUGGUAGGCUACUGUCCGAUCUGUGGGAAGCCUGUCUACUUUGGUGAAAAGAAGAGGUCUUUAGGGAGGGACUACCAUCCUCUGUGUCUGAAGUGUCAGAAGUGUAACAGACAGCUCACAGCUGGACAACAUGCUGAGUAUGAUGAGAAGCCAUACUGUUCAUACUGUUAUCUGAAGAUGUUUGGACCGAGAGGUAACAGGUAACUGAUGUCGCUGUGGCACAGUAGAUCCCCUCAACAGAAACCAGGAUGAGGCAGAAUGAACAAAUGCUGGCAUUUCAAAGAGCCAGUUUUUACAAGUCAAAUAAUAAAGGAGUGAAUAAAUAAGAAUGAAGGACGGGAAUAUACCGCAAACCUUAUAGGAUGGACUCUGUUUGUUCCCUUGGUUAUCUUUGUAACAAAAUUAAAUAUUUAUAAAUGUGUCAUGGUCACUUGAUAUGUAUAUAUGUGAUUUUUCACUUUUAUAAUGUAAAUUAAUUUGGAUGUAGAAACUU
Archocentrus centrarchus (flier cichlid) is the source of this 650-nucleotide messenger RNA. RefSeq names its product cysteine-rich protein 1. Gene Ontology annotation, molecular function: zinc ion binding. Bases 158 to 361 code for a protein of 67 amino acids. NCBI's taxonomy places the organism in Eukaryota, Metazoa, Chordata, Actinopteri, Cichliformes, Cichlidae. The record is from RefSeq and is a predicted model, not a curated record. The transcript is spliced from 4 exons. Gene Ontology annotation, biological process: intrinsic apoptotic signaling pathway in response to DNA damage; regulation of gene expression.